Messenger RNA from Lepisosteus oculatus (spotted gar), 2794 nucleotides. It is a transcript of the gene tfip11, whose product is annotated as tuftelin interacting protein 11. Gene Ontology annotation, biological process: spliceosomal complex disassembly. Lineage: Eukaryota; Metazoa; Chordata; Actinopteri; Semionotiformes; Lepisosteidae. Gene Ontology annotation, cellular component: U2-type post-mRNA release spliceosomal complex. The record is from RefSeq and is a predicted model, not a curated record. Gene Ontology annotation, molecular function: nucleic acid binding.
CUGUGCACUCUCAGGAAGUGGAGGGAAGUCGCUCUGUUUACGCUUCUCGGGUUAAGGCGAGAUUUAGUUUUCGAGCGAAGUCCGGCAAUUUCCCCACGAAAAUACUCGGCAGGGAAGCAGGUUGGUGUUUGCUGAGUGUUUAAUCGUCAUCCAUCGAGACCGCAGUGUGCCAGUCCGAGCGCCGCCCAGAGGAUGUCUCUGUCCCACCUGUACGGGAGGGGGGGCGAGGAGGAGGAGGAGGGUGUGGAGGUCGAGCGCUUCGAGGUGACGGAUUGGGACUUAGAGAACGAGUUCAACCCCGACCGGCGCCGGCACCGCCAGACCAAAGAGGAGGCGACAUACGGCGUGUGGGCCGAGCGCGACUCCGAUGACGAGCGACCCAGCUUUGGUGGGAAGAGGUCCAGGGACUACACUGCACCUGUCAGCUUCGUGAGCGCGGGGCUCCGGAAGAGCGCGGCCGAGGAGAGAGAACAGGAGGGAUCUGACGACUCAGAACCAGAGGCAGACCCUCCCCAGGCGCCCCCCCGGGAGUCAGCGCCCAGAAGGCUGCAGACGGGGGGGAACUUUAAGAGCUCCCAGAGGGCAUUUGGCAGUGGCACUCGUGGUGGGCAGGACCUGGGCACCUGGGAGAAACACACCCGUGGAAUUGGGCAGAAACUGCUGCAGAAGAUGGGCUACGUGCCAGGCAAAGGGCUGGGCAAGAAUGCACAGGGUAUUGUGAACCCCAUUGAGGCUAAGGUGCGCAAGGGCAAGGGGGCAGUGGGAGCUUAUGGCACAGAGAGGACCCAGCAGUCCCUGCAGGACUUCCCCAUCGUGGAUUCUGAGGAAGAGGAGGAAAAGGACUUCCAGCGGGAGCUGGGCCAGUGGCGCAGAGACCCAGGGGCUGGGAAGAAGAAGCCCAAAUACUCGUACCGAACGGUGGACGAGCUGAAGGCCCGGGGGCAGGCGGUGGGCAAGAGCAUGACUGCGCCCCCUGCGGAGCUGGCCCAGGUCAAGGUGAUUGAUAUGACAGGCCGUGAGCAGAAGGUCUAUUACAGCUACAGUCAGAUGAGCCAGAAGCACAGUGUUCCAGAGGAGCCGUCCCUUGGUGCCGCCCCCAAGGACCAGCGGAGUCCUGGCUUCGCACUUCCUGAGCUGGAGCACAACUUGCAGCUGCUGAUUGACCUCACGGAGCAGGAUAUUCUACAGAGCGCACGAAGGCUUCAGCACGAGCGGGACAUGGUGGUGUCUCUGUCUCAUGAGAGCGCCGCCCUAGAGGAGACACUGAAGCAGGAGCGUGUUGCCCUGGGGCGGCUGGAGCACGUGCUCGAGCUGGUUGAGAAAAGCGAGGAGGGCCAGGGCCAGGAUGGGCCGCUCACGCUGGAGGAGUGUGCGCAUAUCUUCGAGAAGCUGCAGUCCGACUACUAUCAGGAGUACAAGAUGCUCGGCCUCGCUGACCUCGCUGCUGCCGUGGUCCAUCCCCUGCUCAGGGAGGAAUUACGUGGCUGGGACCCCCUCAAGGAUGGGACACGGGGGCUGGAGGAGGUUGGCCGCUGGAGGGCAGUGUUGGAGUCAGGACAGCUGCCCCACAGCCGAGCAGAUAACCAGCUCAUGGACCCCUACCACAGGUUGCUGUGGGAGGUGUGGGUGCCCCUGGUGCGCAGUGCUGUGUCACAGUGGCAGCCCCGUAACGUCGGCCCCAUGGUGGACUUUUUGGAUAGCUGGGCACCUCUACUGCCCAUCUGGAUCCUGGACAACAUCCUGGAGACGCUCAUCUUCCCCAAGCUGCAGAGGGAGGUGGAGAGCUGGAACCCACUGACAGACACGGUGCCCAUCCACUCCUGGCUGCACCCCUGGCUGCCCCUCCUGCAGGGGCGCUUGGAGCCUCUGUACCCCCCAAUCCGAAGCAAGCUGGCGAGCGCCCUGCAGCGCUGGCACCCCAGCGACGGAUCUGCCCGCCUCAUCCUGCAGCCCUGGAAGGACGUCUUCACGCCAGGCGCCUGGGAGGCCUUCAUGGUGAAGAACAUCGUCCCCAAACUGGCACUCUGUCUCAGCGAACUGGUCGUGAACCCCCACCAGCAGCUCAUGGACCCCCUGUACUGGGUACUGGACUGGGAGGGAAUGCUGUCGCUGUCCUGCCUGGUCAGCCUGCUGGACAAGCACUUCUUCCCCAAGUGGCUACAGGUGCUGUGCUCCUGGCUCAGUAACAGUCCGAACUACGAGGAGAUCACACGCUGGUACCUGGGCUGGAAGUCUGUCUUUUCCGACGCUGUUCUUGCACAACCAGUCAUCAAGGAGAAGUUCAACGAGGCGCUGGACAUCAUGAACCGCGCAGUUUCCUCUGGCAUUGGUGUGUACCAGCAACCUGGGGCCAGGGAGAACAUCGCGUACCUGACACACACUGAGCGCCGCAAGGACUUCCAGUACGAGGCGCUGCAGGAGCGCCGGGAGGCGGAGAGCGUGGCGCAGAGGGGCAUCGGGGCCGCGGCCGUGCCAACCAACUUCAAGGACCUAAUCCAGGCCAAAGCCGAGGAGCACAACAUCGUCUUUAUGCCCCUGGUGGGGAAGCGCCACGAGGGCAAGCAGCUGUACACUUUCGGGCGCAUUGUCAUCUACAUCGACCGUGGCGUGGUGUUCGUGCAGGGGGAGAAGACCUGGGUGCCCACCUCCCUGCAGAGCCUCAUUGACAUGGCCAGGUGAGGGGGGGCCACGGCCCGUUCCUGCAUCAGCCAGCACGGGGCAAGCGGCCAGGUGGGGUGGGAGGAGAAGGAUGCACCACUGUUUUGUUCAAAUAAAAUUGUAAUAUUUUCUCACC